Molecule: messenger RNA, 1914 nt
Organism: Spathaspora passalidarum NRRL Y-27907
Lineage: Eukaryota; Fungi; Ascomycota; Pichiomycetes; Serinales; Debaryomycetaceae
Product: Nrd1 complex RNA-binding subunit
Exons: 1
Coding region: 631-1869 (412 amino acids)
Molecular function (GO): RNA binding
Source: RefSeq, a predicted model, not a curated record
GCUCCUUCAACUCACAAAUUAGGUACAUUAUAUGUGGUUGACUCAAUUGUGAGAGGAUUCUUGGAAGAAGCCAGAAAGGAAAAUCAAGAAAUUAGUUCUCUGGCACCAGAAGGCACCUUCGGAUCGGCAGUUUUCAAGAUUAGUGAAUUAAUUGAAUCAUUAGUUGAUGAUGCAUUAGAAUUGCUGAUUAGUUCAUCUCAAAAUAUCAAAAUCAGUAAGUUGGUAGAUAUUUGGGAAAGAGGCAGUACAUUUUCUCCUGAUAUUAUCAAGAGAAUUAGAGAUAAGCAUUUUGCAUCUACUACCCCACCAGGUACACCUCCAAGACGGAAAGUUGAACCAGUGAAACCAGCAGACGAUGGUGCUGCCAAAGACUCUACUAGUAUUUUACUGGCUCUUGCAUCAUUAGCAAAAUCUAAUUCUGCAUCUAACACGCCACAAAGUCAAAAUACUGCCUUGAAUAAUGAUGCUAGUAAUAUCUUGUCCCAAUUAUCUGCUCUUAGUGGUCCACCAGCAAGUUCUACUGUUUCAUCAGCAGCCCCACCUAAUCUUCCUCAGCCUCCUGUCAACUACCAACAAAGACCACCUCAUAGUGCACCACCAACUGCUAAUAACGAACAAGUGAUUUUCAACAUGUUGCAACAAAUGCAAAAUGGUGGUCAAGCUCCUCCUCCACAACCACAAAUCAAUGAUUAUAGCACUGGAAGACGUAGCCGUGAUACUCAUGAUAAUAACGGUCAUGGUGGUAGAAGAAACAGAUCAAGAUCUCCAAACCGUGGUCCUGCUUCAAAUCAAUACCAAAGAACAAGAUCUCCUCCUCGAUCUCAACCUUAUGGAAACCCACAUUUACCUCCAAAUCCACAUUUGCCUCCAAACCCACUUCAACAAAUUCAACAACAUAGACAACAACAGCAACAACAGCAUCAUCAGCAACAACAACAUCAACCACCACCACCACAACAACAACAACAACAGCAACACCAAGCUCCUCAGCCACAAAAUGGUGGGGAAUUGAAUAUUCCAGGCUCUCAACAUUAUCGCCCAAGAAAUGUCGGCUUUGACCCAACAUUACCACAAGGUUCGCUCAAAGUAUUGUCAAGAACCUUGUUUAUUGGUGGUGUUCCAAGAAAUAUGGAUGAACGUGCUUUGGCAGAUGCUUUAAGACCUUUUGCUGAAGUUCAAUCCGUUAUUUUAAACAGUGAAAGAAAACACGCAUUUAUUAAGGUUUAUUCUAGAAGAGAAGCUGAACAAGUUAUAACCUCCUUUAACAAGGACAAUUCAUUGCCAUUGAGAACUAGAUGGGGUGUUGGUUUUGGACCAAGAGAUUGUUGUAACUAUCAACAUGGUAUUUCCAUCAUUCCAAUCCAAAGAUUAACAGAAGCUGAUAAAUCAUGGGUUGUUCAAGCUCAAUGGGGUGGAACUGGUGGUCAGCCAAUGCUGAGUGGUAUGGUUAUCGAUGAACCUGAUAUUGAAAUUGGUUCUGGUAUUUCUUCCAAAGCCAUGUCCAAGAAAAUGCCAACCAAUUCAGCCAGAAAUGGACCUAAGUCUAACAGACCUGGUGAACCGGAUGAGGAAUAUGUCAAGACUACUUUGCUCCCACAAGACAAUAUCCAAAUGUCUCAUGGUGCUCAACCAGAUUUCAGCAUUUAUCAACAAUCAUCUGUCAAUCCAUUGCAAGGAUUAUUUGGUAAUUCAUCUCCUCAACCUCAACAACCUAAUUUACCUGCCUAUCCACAAACUGGUGGCAUGCAAGCUCCACCUCCAGGAUUUAAUGAUUUUAUGAUGCAACAACAGCAACAAGGUGGUAAUCCAAACCUUGCUGCUUUAGCACAAUUGUUGCAACAGCAACAACAACAGCAACAACAUCGUUGAUUUCAAUAUAUAGUUUAAUAUAGUUCAAACAUUUUGCAAUUUCGU